Molecule: messenger RNA, 1731 nt
Organism: Drosophila grimshawi
Lineage: Eukaryota; Metazoa; Arthropoda; Insecta; Diptera; Drosophilidae
Product: leucine-rich repeat neuronal protein 2
Exons: 1
Coding region: 70-1506 (478 amino acids)
Molecular function (GO): protein binding
Source: RefSeq, a predicted model, not a curated record
GAAGCUCAAUUCACAAAUAUUUUCAAUUUGGUGCAGUGCGGUUGCCAAAAGAGCACCAAAACCAACUCCAUGACGAAUACACUGACGAUGACUAUGCAUCGAAGAGCCGCUCCACGACUGAGCUUCCUGCUGGUGCUGGCACUGCUAGUUUCUGCUGCUAAGACAGAGCUGAUAGAUGCAAAUGAUGAGGACGUUGAUCGCUUCUGUUAUCCCGCCGCAUAUCGCAAUACGCGUCAGUCGUGUGAGUGCAGCAAUGUGAGUGCCGCACCCUGGGGCAUGCGUGCCCUGCACAUCGACUGCAGCUACAAGGACUUCAAGGCAGAGGAUCUGACGGAACUGCUGCCACUCUACAUCGAUACGUUGGAUCUGUCCUGGAAUCAGCUGAAUCGCGCCCCAAACUUUAACAGCGACAGUCUGCGUCUGCUCAAUCUAAUGCACAAUAACAUUAGCACCAUCUCAGCCAGCAAUUUUGGACGUUUGGUUAGUCUGCGUGAGUUGUAUUUGGGCUGGAACAGCAUACAGCAGCUGGAUGCACAAUCUUUUGCCAGUCUGCCGCAUCUGCAGGUACUCAAUUUGGCUCACAAUAAUCUGCAUGCGCUGCCCGGCCAGAUUUUUGGGUCACUCCUAGUGCUGACUACACUGGAGCUAUCGUGGAAUAGGCAGCUCAAUCAGAGCAUCUCCGCUGGAACGGAGCUCUACAGCAACUAUGGCAUUAAUGCCAAAUUAGAUGCACUGCGUCUGGAUGCGUGCAAUUUGAGUGAAUUGAAGUUGCGUCUCGAUGUCCCACUGCGUGAACUUUCACUGCGUCGGAAUCUCUUCCAGCGUGUGCCUGACCAACUGCCCGCUGCCCUGCAGCGCCUUGACAUUAGCGAGAACCGGCUGGAGGAGCUGCUGCCCGUGGAUUUGGCCAAUAGGAGCGAGAUAAGGCAGCUCUAUGUGGAGGAUAUGCCAUUGUUGCAGACUAUCGCAGCCCAUUCGCUGGCAUCCUUGCGGCAAGUUGAGUUGAUGAGCUUCCAGAACAACCGUCGGCUCACCCAUCUGGAUGGCGAUGCCUUUAUGCUGGAGAGUGGAAAUCUUACUAUGCCCCCGUUGCGAACUUUGAGUUUUCGUGGCUCUUUGCUGCGCAAUUUCAAUGUCAGUUUGUCACCGGUUUUUAAGCAACUUACCGAACUGGAUCUCAAUGGUGUGCCGCUUCACUGUGACUGCCAGCUAGUGUGGAUGAAGGAUCUGACCAUCCAGACGAACGGUCGUUGCCUGCGACCAGCCAGAGUUCGUGGAAUGCUCAUCUCCUCGCUGCGACGCGACGAGUUCAGUUGCGAGAGAUGGCCAAGAUGGGCCUAUGGUCUGAUCAUACUGGGUCUUAUUGGACUCUGUGCUGCGGGAGUCUAUCUAAUUGUGAUGGGUCUGCGGCCGCAUCGAGGCGUCACCAUGCGACGCAAGGUGGGUGCUGGAAGUCCAUAUGCACGAGUCACCAUCGAACCAAAUCGCCAGGAGAACUUUCACUGAGCAUUCCCCUCUAGACUAGGCUAUUUCUUAGGUCUUUGUUAAUUUUUAUAUAUACAUAUUUAACUAAAUGAAUAUUUUGUGAAUUCAAAUGGACUUUCUGCGAAUCGUUAGUCAUGGUUGUUGUUUAAUCAUUGACAAGCGGGUUGCUGUAAGAGUUUUACAAAUUUAUACAUAUUUUUACAUAUGAUCAGUAAGCAUUUUAGAAAUUAAAUGGCAAUUUCUAAA